This is a messenger RNA of Ceratitis capitata (Mediterranean fruit fly), 5669 nucleotides long. It is a transcript of the gene tho2, whose product is annotated as THO complex subunit 2. NCBI's taxonomy places the organism in Eukaryota, Metazoa, Arthropoda, Insecta, Diptera, Tephritidae. Gene Ontology annotation, molecular function: mRNA binding. Bases 264 to 5474 code for a protein of 1736 amino acids. The record is from RefSeq and is a predicted model, not a curated record. Gene Ontology annotation, cellular component: THO complex part of transcription export complex. Gene Ontology annotation, biological process: mRNA processing; mRNA export from nucleus. The transcript is spliced from 20 exons.
AGUUAUGUAUUUUCUUGGAAAACAAUCUUCAAACUUCUUCUUCUUCAUGGCUGUGACAAACGUCAAUUCACAUAUGUACAUUUCGUUUUGACAGCUAAAACGCUUAAAACUUGUGGUAUUCGGUCAAGUUUGUGCCAUUUAAUUUCGGGGUAAAAUCGCGAUAAAUUGUGUAUAAUUUUCUUGAAAAGUUGUGAAAAACGUGUGGCGUAUAAUAACGCUGUGCUUGAAAUAAUAAAUUCGAUAAUUUCUGUAGAAUUCAUUGCAUGCGGCGAUUGCGGACCUCCACGAAAGCGCAGACGGCUGGAGCAGUGAUCGCUACGACGGCAACGAAAAGUGGAAGCGGUGGUGGCGGUGGAUCUACAUCGUCAACAGGAGGAAUAACACCGCAUGCAGAUAUUAGGCAAACUCGUAGCAAUAGCGGUGGUAGUGGUGGGACUAGUGGCGAUAUAACAAAUAGCAACAGCACAGGUUCUGUAGGAAUAACAGUCACCACUAUUGUUGCAGCAACAACAACAACCGUGAGCCGUCAAAAACACAACAUGGACGCAAAGCUGAGUGGAGAUGUAUUUAAGAACUUUGAAAAGACAGGAAAGAGUGAAUUUUUGAAGUUCUUAAAACAACAAGUGAAGGAAAAUGAUAAUCCGAUUUUUGGCAAAAAUGACGAAUUUAAAUUCGGGAUCUCCAGGGCUAUCUACGACCUACUAUGGCAUGGACUACGUUGCACAUUGAAGAAAGACACUGUGUUGAAUACUCUAGCGGAUGUUGUGACGUUGCAUACUGAUUUCCCUUCGGUUAUCUUAGAUAUUGUAAAUAUAUUGGACGCCGAAACUUCCUUAAUGACUGAUGGCAUACAAGAAGAGCGUCUCAUGUUUAGUCAGAUUGUUAAAGAUCUCGAUAAGGUGAUAUCAGAUAAGCUUAUAAAGGAGCGCUUAGAAAUAGAUACACUACAAGAUGUAGGGAUUGUGAAGAAUAAGGUGUUCUACACCAAGUUCAUUAAGAUAAAAACAAAGCUUUACUACAAGCAGCGGCGCUUUAACCUCUUCCGGGAGGAGAGUGAAGGAUAUGCUAAACUGAUUACAGAAUUAAAUCAAGACUUUGAGGAAGAUGCCACAGCGACAAGCAUAAUGGAUAUUAUAAAAUCACUAAUUGGUUGCUUUAAUUUGGAUCCUAAUCGCGUACUUGAUAUCAUAAUUGAAUCCUUUGAAACACGUUCAGAACGGCGACAUCUUUUCAUACCGCUGUUACGUGCGUACAUGCCAAAUGGUUCAAUUAUAUGUGAAGUACUCGGUUAUAAAUUUCGUUAUUUUGCUGAGACAAGAACACCGCGUUCACUCUUUCAUGUUUGCUCACUACUUUUGAAAUAUGGCGUUAUUGAAUUACAUGAUAUUUACCAAUGGCUUACACCAGUCGACAAGUCGAUUAUAAGCGAAUGGGAAAGCGAUCUAUCAGAAGCAAAAGAAUUUGUGCGCAAACUAAAUAUUAUUGUAACAAAUAAGGAUAAAGAACAAGUAGAACCAGAAAUAGAGAAACCCUAUGAUGUGGAAAAAUAUUAUGCCAACCAGAAGUUUGGCUUGUGUGAAGGUUUGCUCAAAGUUGGUGAUUGGGAAAAUGCAUAUAAGAUAAUAAAAAAAUUACCUGAACAAUCGGUUAUAGUACAUGAGCCAAUCGCACGUGCCCUAGCCGAAUUAAUACACAUCUCCAUUGAUUAUGUUUACACCGAUAAAUGUUUUAAAGCCAAUUCGCGGCGUUCAAAAUUGACUGAUGAUAAAAAGUUAUUACAAAAAAUACAAGCGCGUGAAUUUUCACAAUUGCGCAACUAUACCAUACCGAUGGUGAUAGCAUUGGGUCCCGCUAUGCAUUAUGACACAGUGCUAAUGUAUAAACUUAUACGCAUUUUGCGUACAAUAAUGACAGAUAUGGGUGUGGAUAGCCUGAAUGCGCCACCGCCUAAUACUGAAUCAGAAACGCUCUACUUUGAAGUUAUGACUGUUAUAGAUGCAGCUAUAUUACCAGCGCUUUCGUACCUAGAUUGCAAUUGUCCCAUGGCUGAGGAGAUUUGGACUGUGUUGAAAUUCUUUCCGUACCAUUUUCGUUAUAGUUUAUAUGCACGUUGGAAAAACGACACCUAUUUGGUGCAUCCGGUGCUUAUACGUCGGCGUGGUUUGGCACAUAAAAACAUUAAAGCUUUAAUGAAACGCGUUAGUAAGGAGAACGUGAAGCCGGUAGGGCGUCUAAUCGGCAAAUUGAGUCAUUGUGCGCCAGGCUUUCUUUUUGACUAUAUUUUGCUACAAAUCCAAAUCUAUGACAAUUUAAUUGGUCCUGUUGUGGAUUCCCUAAAAUAUCUAACAUCACUCUCAUUUGACUGUUUGGGCUAUUGCUUGAUCGAGGCUUUAGCAAUGGCAGAUCGAGAUCGUUUCAAGCAUGACGGCACUUCAAUUUCUUUGUGGUUACAAAGUUUAGCUUCUUUUUGUGGUGCAAUAUUUAAAAAAUAUAAUAUUGAACUGAGUGGUCUGCUGCAGUAUGUGGCCAAUCAGCUGAAAUCGCAAAAGAGCUUGGAUCUUUUGAUACUAAAGGAAAUAGUGCAAAAAAUGGCUGGCGUUGAGUCGGCUGAAGAAAUGACUAAUGAGCAUUUAAAUGCUAUGUGUGGUGGCGAGUUGUUGCGUGGCGAGGCUGGUUAUUUUAGUCAAGUGCGUAAUACGAAGAAGUCUUCGCAACGCUUGAAGGAUGCGCUCGCCAAUAAUGAUUUAGCUGUUGCCAUUUGUUUGUUAAUGGCACAACAAAAACAUUGUGUAAUCUAUCGUGAGACUGCGCAAAGCCAUCUUAAACUUGUGGGUAAAUUAUAUGACCAAUGUCAGGAUACUUUAGUACAAUUCGGCACUUUUCUCGGUUCUACAUAUUCGGUGGAUGAAUAUGUCGAGCGUUUGCCAUCAAUAAUUGCCAUGCUGCAGGAGUAUCACAUCAACGCAGAUGUAGCAUUCUUUUUGGCUCGUCCAAUGUUUACUCAUCAAAUUAAUCAAAAGUACGAUCAAUUGCGCAAGGCAGACCCAAAUGCUAAAAAAUUGACCACCAAUCAAAAAUUGCAAAAAUAUUUAGAAGCCACUAAUUUAAUUAUGAACCCCAUUGUGGAGUCAGUGCGUCCAUUACAUGGUCCAAAAGUGUGGGAGGAUAUUAGUCCUCAAUUUUUGGUGACUUUUUGGUCGCUAAGCAUGUAUGAUUUACAAGUACCCGCCGAGAGUUAUCAGAAGGAAAUUUCCAAGCUCAAACAAUUAUCACUACAAGCUGCGGAAUCAAAAGAUUCGAACGCGUCUAAGAACAAGAAAGAACAGGAACGUUAUAUUGCUUUGAUGGAUAAGCUACAGGAUGAACGUAAGAAACAGCAAGAGCAUGUCGAUAAGAUUCUGCAACGUUUACAACAACAAAAGGACAAUUGGUUCCUUUCACGCUCGGCAAAGUCGGCAAAGAAUGAGACCAUAACGCAGUUUUUGCAGCUUUGCCUGUUUCCAAGGUGCACCUUCACUGCCCUCGAUGCCCUCUAUUGUGCGAAAUUCGUGCAUACCAUACACAACUUAAAGGCUGCCAAUUUUUCGACGUUGCUUUGUUACGAUCGGAUUUUCUGCGACAUCACCUACUCGGUUACGUCAUGCACCGAAAAUGAGGCCACACGCUAUGGGCGCUUCCUUUGCGCCAUGCUAGAAACCGUAAUGCGUUGGCAUGCCGAUCAGGCUGUUUUCAAUAAAGAAUGCGCCAAUUAUCCCGGUUUUGUUACCAAAUUUCGUGUCAGUAAUCAAUUCUCGGAAGCUAACGAUCACGUUGGUUAUGAAAACUAUCGUCAUGUCUGUCAUAAGUGGCAUUAUAAAAUCACCAAAGCGAUUGUCUUCUGCUUGGACUCUAAAGAUUAUAUGCAAAUACGUAAUGCACUCAUCAUACUAAUGCGUAUAUUGCCACAUUAUCCUGUGCUCGCCAAAUUGGCACAAAUUAUUGAAAGAAAAGUGGAGAAAGUGCGUGAGGAGGAGAAGAAUAAACGUCCGGAUUUGUUCGUUAUCGCCUCUAGCUAUAUUGGCCAGUUGAAGACAAAGGCGGCGCAAAUGAUUAAAGAAAGUGAUUUUCAUCAGGUUACCGAACGACAACUGCGCGUUGAAUCCGCUGCCGCUGCGGCUAUUGCUGCCGGAAAUACAAUCAGCGCUGCACAGAUAGUCAAUGCAGUUGCGCAAAUUAAUGCGAAUGCUACAACAAAUAGUGCAAGCGCAAAUGCGAAUGUUGUCAGUUUGGUUGAUGCGGCAAACAAAACUGCGACAACGGUACAACCUGCGGCACAUCGUGAAGUUACGCCCGUAACGGCAAAACAAGUCAGCAAUGGUGAUGUGAAGGGUGAAAAACGCGAGAAAGAAAAACAGCCUAAGCAAAUUAUUAAAAUGGAACGUGAGCCUAUAACGAGUAAUAUUUCAAAUAACUCACCCAUCGAGUUGGACACGAGAUCAUCUACAGUUGUAAUAAACGAACGCAGCAGUGAGCAUGGUGAUCGCCAUAGCAGUAGUCGUUCGCUGAAAGAUGUUAAAAAGGAAGAACGUACACGUGAACGCGAACGUGAGCGUGAGCGGGAGAAUCAAAGGGAGCGCGAAAAAGAACGCGAACGUGAGCUUAGGGAGCGUGAAAGAGAGAAGGAACGUGAACGGGAGCAGCGUGAGCGAGAACGUGAGCUGCGUGAGUUGCGCGAACGUGAGCGCGAACAUCGCAGUCAUAAUGACGAAUUAGAUUUAUCAGGCGGCGGUGGCGGUGGUGUAGGAGGUGGUAGUGCUGGUGGUACUCUCACUAGUGGCAGCACUAUGAUUUCCACACGCUCCAAGCGCGACAAACGACGCGGCGAAGAACGUUAUCGGCUAGAAUCACCGGCUGUGGAGCAUAUCGAGGUAAUGGAAAACAAACAUGAACACCAUGAGUAUGAACGUGAACGAGAUCGGGAACGCGAACGUGAACGUGCUAGGGAUUUGAGUUCGGUAUCGAAUGAGAGCAAUGGUUCAUCGAUGCAUCGACGGAGUCAGGAUAUAAUUGAAUAUGACAAAGACACGAAACGCCGCAAAGUGGAAGCCGCCUCGACGACUGCUUCAUCAAACUCAAAGAAACAGGUUUUAGAUGAUUUGCUUGAGAAUACAAAGAAAGAACGCGGCGUCAAAAAUAAAGAGCGCAAAGAAAAGCUAUCCGAGGAGGAGAAGGACGCACGUAAAGAACGCAAAAUGGGACGUAAACGUGAACGGCUGGAGGAGAAUACCAAUACGGAGCAUAAGCGGCGUAGAGAAGUACAAAAUGGCGAUGAUGAUUUGCGUGAGCGUGACAAAUAUCAUACAAGAGAAAAGUCACCACACCUGCGCAGUGAGACGCGUGAACGCUCGCAUGAGAAGUUCGAACGUGAUCGGAGCACACGUGAGGAGCGUUUAUACGGCACUUCAAAGUCUGCACGUUCGCGCAUCGGUUACUAAGUGGGAAACAGCAAACCAACAGCAGUGGUGGGCAGACAGACGCCAGCAUUGUUUUAUACAUUUUUAUUUUUUUUUUUUAAUAAUUAAUUUUUAAUGUCCAAGCAAUUUCAAAGCAAGCAAUCAACAAAUCAGCCAACAACAAUAACAUCAUCUUAAAAUACAACAAUAACAGCAACAAUACAAUUUCUGUUAGUA